Molecule: messenger RNA, 238 nt
Organism: Acaulospora morrowiae
Lineage: Eukaryota; Fungi; Glomeromycota; Glomeromycetes; Diversisporales; Acaulosporaceae
Source: the annotation of a GenBank genome assembly
GCUACUGUUGGAAGAGUCUUGAGAAUAUAUAAGAAGUGGGGUUAUGUCAAGGAUCCUUUUAUAGGCCCUAAGGGAAGAAGAAAAUUGUUUGAUAUGAAUGAUAUGGAAAUAUGUAAAUUGAAGAUGAAUUGGUAUUUAGAUAAGUUGGUUUCUGAAAUGAAAAGACUUACUGGAAAGACUGUCUCUAUACCUACUUUAUGGCAAUCAUUAAAAUUUUGCAGAAUAACAAGAAAAAAAG